AAAGAAAAAGAAAUUUUUUCGUAAAAAUUGUAAAAAUUAAAUAUGUGAAUAUAAUGAUAAUAAUCUAUAAAAUUCAUCCAUAUAGUCAAUAAAAUUUCCGAAAAUUUAAAAUAAUGAAAAAUUAAUAUGUUUAACUUUAAAAUAAACUUAAUAAUUAAAUAGUAUAAAAUUCGAUAUUGAUAGCAAAAACAAAGUAAUAGAAACAUAUAACAUUUUAAAAUAAGAACCUUAAGAAGAUUAUGAUGAAAUUUAAUUAAUAGAAGAUUAAAAGCUAAUAGUUCAAUAAAGAAAAACUUAUAAUUAAAAAUAAAAAAUUAAUAAAUAGACAUCAUUAACGAGGUUUAAAGUUUUCAAAAAUAUUAAAAUACUUAAACUCAGCUUAAAAUGUUUCAAAAAAAAACAAUACAAAUAUGGAUUAAUUAAAUAUGAUUUUAAAUGAAAAUAUAGUUAAAUUAACUCUCAAUUAAAAAACUAAUUUGAAAGACUCUUAAUAAAAUUAAUUUUAAUAAUAUAAACAGAAAAAAAAUUUAAUAUAAUAAGAAAAUAAUCAUUAAUCUAAACUUGAAAAUAUUCAAUAAAAGCCUGAAAAUAUAUAUAUAAAAUAGGAUUUAGUAUAAUAUCAAGCCUAAUCAAAAAUAGAAUAAAAUUAAUAAAAAGUAUAAUUUAUAUAAGAAAAAUUAGAUAAUACUCCAAUAAUAUAAUAAAAGAAAUAAAAAAAACCGAAUAUUUUUUAAUAAAACAUAAAGUAAAUUUCUGAAAAAAUAAUUGAAAUAUAAAAGAAAGAACUAGUAAAAAUAAGUCAAUAUCAAGAAUUUACAAAUCUAAUUAAUUUUUCAAAUAAUAUAUAAGUAAUCUAACCUUAAAAACCUCAAUUUAAAAUAUAUGUUGGAAAAGGAAAUAAUUCAUUUUUAAUUAAAUAAAGUGUUAAGAAUAGAUGGUGGCUUUAAUUAGUUUAAAAUAUCGAAUAAAUUGAACAGUGUUAAAUUGUUUGGACUUAAAUUAGAAAUCUUUCAUUUAUUAAUUUAUUAAAACCUUAUGUUUAAGAAAAAACUAAUACAGAAGAAAAUACUAAAAAAGACUAAGAAUAUGAAGAUUCUAGUUCUAUAGACUAAAAUUCAGAUAAUAAUAUUAAUAAUAAUAAUGCUAUUUAUUUAAGUGAUGAUACAGAAGCUACUGAAAAAACUCCUACACAUAAACUUUUUAAAUAAAAUUCUCUUAAUACUACAUUUACAGAAUAAAAAAUAAAUACAUAAAGAAAAUUUGAUAUUAGAUGUUAUUUAUUAAUUACUGUUAUAAAAGGAAAAAUGAAAGCUUACUGGUAUUAAGACGGUUAUAUAAGAACAAGUUGUAAAGAAUUUAAUUGCUAAAAUUUAAAUAAUAAAAUGAUACAUUUAACAAACGAUGCAGUUUAAAAAAAAUGCGAAGAUUAUGGAAAAUAUGAAGCAGGAAAUAAAUUAUCAUAUAAUGAACUUUAAAGAUAUUUAAAUUAAACUUAACCUGAUUAAAAAUUAGAUUUUUAGUAAACUGUUUAUCCAAGAAUGAAAUAAUUAGCUUUAGAUUGUGUAAAAGCAACUUUUUUAAAAAUGGAUUAAUUAAGAAGAGAAAUAUCCUUUGAAGUUUUCGGAUUAGAUUUUAUGAUAGAUUAAGAUUUCAAAACUUGGUUAAUAGAAGUAAAUACGAACCCUUGUUUAGAAUUAGCAUCUCCUUUGCUAGUAAGAAUAAUACCUGCAAUGAUAGAAAAUGCAUUUAGAAUUGCUAUUGAUCCUAUUUUUAGCUUUCCAUCUGCUCAAUAUUGGCAAUAAGGAAAAAAAAGUUAUAUUUAAGAUGCAUUAUUGGCAAAUAAUAAAUUUGAAUUAAUUUUUGAUGAAAAUUAUGAUGGGCCAUUAUUAAAAGCUAUAUAUGAAUAAUUUUAUGAAUAGUAAUAGGAUAUAAUAAUUGAAGAGGAAGAGGAAGAAGAAAUUGAAGACGAAUUAUGA
This is a messenger RNA of Ichthyophthirius multifiliis, 1976 nucleotides long. RefSeq lists its product as hypothetical. Gene Ontology annotation, biological process: protein modification process. The annotation marks the transcript as partial. The transcript has 10 exons. NCBI's taxonomy places the organism in Eukaryota, Ciliophora, Oligohymenophorea, Hymenostomatida. The record is from RefSeq and is a predicted model, not a curated record.